AUGAAGCCCAGCAGCUGCUGCCCCUCCCUUAACGAGGCCUCUUCAAAAAGAGGCAGGAAUGGGAGACGCCGUCGAGGGAAACGCGCGUUCCCGAUGGCGGAGGGAGGGGAAGCGGCGGCCGGGGCCGCGCAGGAUCUGAUCCUGGAGGAUUACUUUAUGAUGGAAGAAGAACCUUUGGGUGACAAGACAGCUGAAGAGGAAGAAAUUGAUCUUUACGUUAACUUGACGUUCACUUCUAAAGCUUACCUGGAGCAGACUAGAGGGAAAGUCCUGGAGACAGAUGCAGAGCAAGCUCAUGUGGGUGGAUUUGAGGAGGUGAUGGUGACUGUUGGGGAAGAGAAACCUGAAGCUACUGAGGCAGAACCCAUGCUAGAAGAUGCGGCAGAGAAUGAAAGCCUUCCCACUGAGCCACAACAUGUUUAUGAUGAUCAUGAUGAAGAAGAGGAGGAGGAAGGGGAAGAGGAGGAGGAAGUGGCAAUGGCUGACCAAGAUGAGGAACCUGCAUGCGAGAAGGAUCAUAAAAGCAAGGAAGCUGGAGAGCCAAACAACCUGGGAGACCCAGCAGUCAUGAGAGCUGUGCGUGGCCAACGUACGUUGGAGAGAGAAGAUUCUGCUGUCCUGGACAGCAGAGUUGCCAACGACCUCUCAGAUUAUCCUACUGAUUUCUUGACAGCUUCAAAACCUUCCAUCUGGAAUUCUACCCGGAGGAGAGUCCAGUCGCUGUCUAUGAUGGAGGCGUUGGACAGGGCUUCUAUGUCCCGGGUCAACCUAGAUCUUUUGGCCUCACCGGCGCAGAGAAGCUAUCUAGACACAUCUGGCCUGGAGCGUUCAGGCUUCCGUGGGAGAACCUUCAAGCCCUCUUCUCAGCGCUUCGUGCGGCAGCAAUCUCCCACGAUGUCUGGCUCUAUGAGAUCGCCUUACCUGUUCACUCCACCCCGCAGAACACGGCGUGUACUUGGCCUUAAUCAGACAUCUGCCUAUGCGUCUCCACCUCCAUAUAGGCCCUUUUUCCCAAAUGUCAAUAGCCCAAGCUGGGCUAUGGCCCAUAAUCUUGAUCCUCCACUCUUCAGUCCAACAUCUGGCAACCAGCAGAAGUUCAGUGUUCCCAGUGCCAUGACACAACUUCACCCCCUGCAUCAACGGAUCCUGACCCAAAGACAGCGAGGGCAAGAAAGGAGAAUUCCCCGUAUGAAGCGCCAGCCGCCGAAGGAGGACCCCUAUGCUGUGCUCAUGACUCCAGUAGAAAAAGAGUGGGUGAUAAAGGUGCAAAUGUUGCAGCUUCAGAGUGACAACCUUCACAGGGAUGACUAUUAUUACCAGGAAUAUUAUCGCAAGCUGGAGCACAAACAGGCAGAGAAGGGGCUUCUUGGAGGGUGCAAGACUGAAGUCCCCAAGCUAGUGACACCGUAUAUCCAGAAAGUGGAGGCAUACGAAUCUGUGGUGCGGAUACCGGGCUCCCUGGGCCAAGUGGCAGUGUCUACGUGCUACAGUCCCCGCAGGGCUAUUGAUGCCGUGCACAACAUCCCGCUGGAACAGGCUGUGGGUAAUCAGCGACUGCAAGUACUAUAUGAAAUUGAGAAGAUGUACCUGCAGCUGCUGGAUAUAGAAGAUGGUCAGAGGAAACUGGAGCAAGUGCCAGAGGAGGAGCACCUCCACUUCUGUGAGAAAUUUGCGCAUGAGCUGGGACAUAUCUAUCAAGCCCUAAGAAUCGAAGAGCAGAAUUCGGAAAAGGAAGCCAAAGAUGAGUUCCUUCAGAUCCUGCUUGUGGGAAAAGGGAGGAGGCUGGUGGCCCGUCUGUUGCCACACUUGUCGCAGGAGCAGGCCAAGCAGGUCCUUGUCAGCAUCACCCAGCACCUACCGUUUCUCCUUCAGAAGGACAUGAUGGAUGAGUCUCUGCCCAUUCUCUACGGUCCUCUCUGUGAUGUCAUUGAGCAGUUGACCUUCAGUGAGAUGAUAGACCUCUUACAGGAGCUAACCAGAUUGCAGCCGGAGUCUGUCCAGCAAUCGCUUGCUAUGGUGUUUGGGAACAAGUUUGCCAUCUCACUUCUAUACCUUCUGCUGAGUCACGGGGAGAGAUGUCUCUCCUCCGGAAUGCCCCUGAACCCCCGCAACGGAGACUUUGAAAAAUGGGUGGAUACAGUGCUCCUUGUUGCAAGGGAGCUGUCUCAGGUACCCAAGGCAUUGAUGGUAGAGCCAUUUCACCUCCCCAGCAACCUCCUUUUUCUCUUCUGCCGCUAUGUAGACAAAGACAUGGCAAACCACUUAGAUGCCAAGAUGGAGUGAUUGGCUUCUGCCUUCAUGAGCUAUCGCAACACUUGGAGCCUCCUUUGUUGCUGCAGCGUGAUCUUCGGUGGUAGUAUCAGUCUUCGAGAGGCCUGGCUGUAGCUAGAACACAGUGGUUGUUUAAAGAAAACGAUUAUUUAAUUCACAAAUUCUGCUUUUGUUUGUGGUACGACGUGGUUCCCCACAGCCCAAACUGCUCUGUGCCAAUUGUAGAUAUUCAGUGCUAGCUCAGCACUUAAACUCAGCCUGAAAUGAGUGAACACAGGCUUCCCUGUACAGUAAAUACUAGGUUGUGGGGGAUGAACUUUGAUUUUUACAAUAUCUUGUGUACAGCACUUAUACAAUAAAAGCAAAUAAAACUAG
This is a messenger RNA of Podarcis raffonei (Aeolian wall lizard), 2646 nucleotides long. RefSeq names its product PAT1 homolog 2 (gene PATL2). Gene Ontology annotation, biological process: P-body assembly; deadenylation-dependent decapping of nuclear-transcribed mRNA. The record is from RefSeq and is a predicted model, not a curated record. NCBI's taxonomy places the organism in Eukaryota, Metazoa, Chordata, Lepidosauria, Squamata, Lacertidae. The coding region runs from base 1 to 2283 and encodes 760 amino acids. The transcript is spliced from 19 exons. Gene Ontology annotation, molecular function: RNA binding. Gene Ontology annotation, cellular component: P-body.